AUGGACCGCGCCGACAGGCUGCAACUCGAUCUCGAGGUGCACAACACCUACGCCAUGGGAAAUGGGCGGUUCGGACAAAUCAAUGCCGAGACUAUGCUGCCGAGUUCGCACAUGCCGGGCCACCGCGACCUUCCUCUGCACGUUAGGUUCAACACGGCUGAACUGCAGGAAGCUGUCUCGAGCAAUAUAAACAACACGCUGAACAACAACAUCUUCUCCAUAUAUGGCGGUAUCAACGGCAUAUGGGACAAGAAAUCGAGCGCGGCCAAUUCUUGGGAAGCUGACCCCAAAGAAUUUGCAAACCGUUCCACCACCUUCGAGGAUGUUUUCCGCCGGUCGUUCUAUGAGGACUACCAGAAUCUGUUAAGCGCGAACCAGAAUUUCAAUAACUACACCGAUUUCCCGUCCCUGGCAUCCACGAACAGCACCGCCCUUUCGGAGCGUAUGAUCGAGGACACACUGAAAAUGGCUUUCGAUAUGCAGCCGCAGGACAAUGCACUGAAAAAUGGCCAGGAACAACUGAUUAGGUCAGGCUUCAAAGGUCAGCGCCGCUCUCAGUCUUCGUCAGGAAAAUCACGCAAGGGCUCAAAGCAACGCAACCGCGAUGAAGUGAAGGAGCAAGAAGUCAACGGCCGCAAAGAAACCAAAGUCCAAGAGAAGAAACACCCUAACGCAUGGAAGUCAAGCAGGAAUGUCGGCAGCACGCUGCUAGGUGAAGAACCCACCGUCCACUCCGAAUUCGCGGAAGCUGGCAGCAUCAACAACAUCUUGGAGGCUUCCGAAAUUUGGCUACGACACACCACUGGCUCCAGCAUCUACAACAAGAAGAGCAUCCUGAAGAAGCACUUUCCCAGCGAGGAGCAGUUUUACUUGGGUGUAUCAUGA
Messenger RNA from Babesia ovata, 885 nucleotides. RefSeq lists its product as uncharacterized. The transcript has a single exon. Lineage: Eukaryota; Apicomplexa; Aconoidasida; Piroplasmida; Babesiidae. The record is from RefSeq and is a predicted model, not a curated record. Bases 1 to 885 code for a protein of 294 amino acids.